Messenger RNA from Bufo bufo (common toad), 2671 nucleotides. RefSeq names its product TGF-beta activated kinase 1 (MAP3K7) binding protein 3 (gene TAB3). Bases 338 to 2413 code for a protein of 691 amino acids. The record is from RefSeq and is a predicted model, not a curated record. Lineage: Eukaryota; Metazoa; Chordata; Amphibia; Anura; Bufonidae. Gene Ontology annotation, cellular component: extracellular exosome. Gene Ontology annotation, molecular function: ubiquitin binding. The transcript has 8 exons.
CGGAUCCAGGAAGUGAGCGGGGCUCAGCGCUGCGGGUCCUUAUCUCGGCAGUGCACUGGCAGCCCCUGCUCCGGCCUGGUGACGUCACGGCCCGCUUAGCUGGGCCUAAAGUAGCUUAAGCCGGGGAAGCAGCCCAAAGGAUAGGCUGGUGUGCAGCCGCCUCCCUGGCAUGGAGCAGUGCCAGCUCCGGGGCACCCCCAGCCACCUGGAAGUGGACAUGGGAGAUGAAUGAGCACAGCUGUUUUGCAGAAAAUGCCAGAACGGUCAGAAGACCACAACCACUGGUGGGCGUUCUGAGUCCCGUCCUGUCCCGUCCUAAUCCAGCAAGCAUCCGGAGAUGGCACAGAGCAGUCAUCAGUUUGACAUCCAGGUAUUAAAUGAUCUGCAGCAACGCUUCCCUGAGAUCCCACUUGACGUGGUAUCUCAUUGCAUGAUGCAGAACAAUGGCAAUAUUGAAGCUUGCCACAGAGUGCUGCGCCAAGAAAGCUGCAAGUACCUUUAUAUGGAGGGCCACAAUCCAGAGGACAGCAGAACCAACGGCAAUCUUUUGCACAUCAAUCUUGGCAUCCAUUCAGGCACUAAUUUCCAGGGAGGAGAUGGAACACAAGUAAAUGGACGUCCCCUGGUUCACAGUUCAAGUGACGGCCACAUUGACCCACAGCGUACUUCUGGCAAGUUUAUCUGUUUGGUUGAGCCCCAGUCGGCGCCAGCAAUUGUGGCACAGAAUUUCAACCCAUUUUUUUUGAAUGACCAGAGUCGAAACUCGCCGACUCCACCCCCACAGCCUCUUCAGCAGCAAGGUGUGAACGCCUCAGCUAUGCAAGCUUCGGUGCCAACAUAUAUGCACUUACCUCACUAUAGUCCAAAUCCAAUUACCGUAACAGUGUCGCAAAAUAUACCUUCUGCUCACAACGUGCCAAGAGCUUUACAAAUUGUUCCCCAAGUUCAAAGCAAUCCUUACGGGACUCCAAACUCCAUUUACAUAAGGCAGUCAUCACAAAAUUCUCCAGGCAGGCAAACCCCACAGAACUCCCCUUGGACGCAAUCUCCUCCAGUUCCUCUGCCUAGCUAUAGUCCUUGUCCUCUUCCUUUAUACUCGCAAGGUUAUCAACCUACACAAUAUUCUCCAAAGCAGACUCAGAUCCCACAGUCUGCUUUUUGUUCCCCUCCCACAUCUCAAUGCACAUCUCCUUACAGCUCUCCACAGCAUCACAGCCACCAGACUUCCCAUGUGUUUAUGCCACCUAGUCCAUCAACCGCUUCACCUCAUUCUUAUCAGCAAGCUCCACCUUCUUAUCCUAAACAAAGUAGCUUAUCCUAUCUUCCCUAUGGAUCUGGCAUGAAUAAGGCUCCUAUGAACAAGAUAGAAAUUACUGUGGAGUCACCGCAAAGACCAGGAACGGCGAUGAAUAGAAGUCCUUCACCAAUAAGUCAUCAGUCUUCCCAGAGGAGCCAACCGUCUGCAUAUGCCUCGAAUGCACGGCCAGGGUCUCCAUCAAGAGCGAUGCCUGGCCAGCCAAAGACUCCUUAUGGUGUUAACCCAUUGUAUAUUACAUACACACAACCACCUGCCACUUCUGGCUCUCCAACCCCUUCUCCUCGUGUCCUGAUGUCCCCAUCUAACCCAGCUUUUUUAAAAAUCACUGUUGCACGGGCUCCUACUGAAAAUCUUUUAAAUAUUGUGGACCAAGAGCAGCAUCCAGGGACUCCAGAACCUAUACAGCCCAUUUCUUUGAUGCCAAUUUCAGGUGUAGAAAAAGGUGUUCCCAAAUACCACAGAAGUUCAAGUUCUGGCUCAGAUGAUUACGCGUAUACACAAGCCUUAUUGCUACACCAGCGUGCAAGAAUGGAAAGACUUGCUAAGGAACUGAAACUUGAAAAACAGGGUCUGGAGAUGUUGAAGGCAGAAGUGAAUAGUAUGGAGCAUGAUCUGAUGCAAAGACGCCUGAGGAGAGUGAGCUGCACUACAUCGAUCCCAACUCCAGAAGAGAUGAACAGACUGAGGACCCUAAAUAGGCAGCUGCAGAUAAAUAUAGAUUGUACACUGAAAGAAAUCGACCUGCUUCAGUCAAGAGGCGUGGGGAAACUUGAUGCCAAGGCAAUGAGCAACUUCUAUGAUAACAUAGCUCCUGGUCCUGCUGUACCUUCCAACUCAAGUAAAAAAGAAUCUACUGAGUCUUCAUCCGGAGAACGGAAAGCUAGAAGAAUAAGUGUGACUUCAAAAUUAAAAGUUGAGCCACCUGAUAUUCCUAAUCCAAGUGCUGUGGACAUUGCUAAUCGAAACAGGCCCAGUCAGAGACCAGCAAGAGAUGAAGAUUUUGAAGGGUCUCCAUGGAACUGCAAUAGCUGUACUUUUCUCAAUCACCCGGCACUAAAUCGCUGUGAGCAGUGUGAGAUGCCUCGGUUCACCUGAGCUCUCCGCCUACUGCUUCACUUUUGCUUGAAGUUUUUUUUUUUUGUAAAGAUACUACUAUCUAGCAUGCACGAGAAAGUAAAGGGACCUUUCUCUAAUUUAAUCCACAAGCUGAGCCCAACUCCAGUGCUGCAGUUAGAGACACAUUGGUCACAAGUUAUGAGUGAGCAGGACUGUUUUGUUGGUGAUCCACCAAAACCCUCUCUGCAGUUUCGUGAAUGAUGGAGAUUUCAAAAUGCUGGUCAUUUGGUUUCUUCU